AUGGAGGCGGAUAUUUCAGUAGCGAGUUCUGUGAAGCAUGGCCUCGGCGUAGUCACCUUCGAAGAGGCGCUGGAUGAAGAUUUGCGCCCCGUUUUCGUUCUUGACCUAACGCGUCUCGCCCCCGUCGAGAAUGGGCCACUGUAUCCACUGUUUUGCAAUCGAGCGCUCGCAGAAAACAAACAGCUACAUGAUAGCGUUCUCGGGUUCUCAACCGACAAGUCCUCCGAGGAACGACCUGAAGAAUACCAGCAAUUUCGGGAGUGGAUAUCCCGCUUGCGUGGCACCCAACUUCCAGGGCACAGUUCCCAUGCAGGCUUCCGGUACGACGGGGUCUAUUGGACUUCUUCCAUGGUUCGCGGUCGCUACCAAAUCGUCUCCGGAAAUGUCUGCGAGCAUACUCCGGCCGUCACGCUGACAGGAUCGGCAGCGAAAGUCGUGGUCGAUCUCCCCAGGGACGAGCUAGCCAGAGACCAGAGCAAGGCUGACAAUCAUGGAUCAGUCACGACCCAUGGACUUGUCCCUAACGUCUCCUUCGAUGCUGGCGACGCCAUUGUACCAUCGAGGAUUCCGCGUUCGGUUGCUGCUUCGAGACGGUACGACCCAAAGCCUCCUCCGUCGGUGGAAGACGAAAAGGUGAUGAUCCCGCAACGGUUAUCAGCGAGUAUGUCGACGGAUUGGACAGCACCAGACCCGCUGGGAGUCCUCACACCACAUGAGAUAUUCGCGCGGAACACUGAUUGGGCGUCGACACCUUUAGGACCAAUGUCGAGUUGGUCUCCCGAAUUUCGCGAAGUGGUCAAUCUUCUCAUGCGCAACCCGCAUCCAGCGACACUGUUCUGGGGUGAAGAACUAACCAUGGUUUACAAUGACGCAUACCGGAUAGAGGUGGCUGGGAACAAGCACCCAAGGUUGAUGGGUAGUGGCUUCUUCGGACCUUUCGCGGAGCUGUGGGAGAGCGUUAGACCCAUCUUCCAGGAAUGCGCGCGCACGGGCAAAAGCAUCCGGAAGGAGAAUGAUAGACUACUCAUCGAGAGGUACGGCUACCUCGAGGAAACAUUCUUCUCCUGGUCUUGGACGCCGCUGUAUGGCGGGACUGACCGCAUUUUGGGCUUCUACAACGCCCCGUUUGAGACCACAUAUCAGACUGUUGGCAGUCGCCGUAUGGAGACCCUAAGGCAUCUUGGUGAACGAGUUGCUCCAGCAAGAUCAGUGAAACAGUUCUGGAGGGAUGUUCUGAUCGCUCUGGAUGCGAACCCCUACGAUAUCCCCUUUGCAUCGCUGUACUCGAUCACAGAUUCUGAUGGAAGCGAUGCAUGCUCCGUCUCCUCUGGCGGCGUUGUUACAUCGAAAACGUGCGCGUUAGAGGGAACCAUUGGUGUGCCCGAUAAUCACCCUGCUGCGUCGCCAGAAAUUGACCUAUCCGGCAGUGAUGGAUUAGUUCCUUGUUUUGAAGAAGCGAUACGCACCCGCGAGCCUGUGGUUCUGCGAGUCACUGACGGAAACCUACCGGACUUCUUGCUUGAAGGAAUCAGCUUCCGAGGAUUUGGAAUACCAUCGAAAGAGGCUUUGGUUGUUCCAAUUCGCCCAACAAGUGGACAGAACACAACAGCUCUCCUCAUGAUCGGACUCAACCCACGGCGACAGUAUGAUUCCGACUAUCGGACUUUCAUCACCAUGCUCAACCGACAGCUGGCGUCCUCAUUGGCUUCGGUGGUACUCCUGGAGGACGAGGCGAGGAGGAAUCGGACUGCCGCCGAGGUCGCUGCUCUUCAGCGCGAGCAAUUGACGGAACAGCUUGCUCUGCAAACGAGUCGACUGCGCCGAAUGACCGAGUUUUCGCCAUUUGGAAUGAUGCUUGUGAGUCCAGAUGGCGUGCUUCUAGAAGGGAAUGAUCGCUAUUACGAAAUGACCAAUCACUCGAGAGACAUUGCAUUCGAAAUGUCCUUCAUGGAUACGGUCGCCGACGCAAGCAAAUCGGAUGCAAUCACUAUGUGGGUCAAUGCGAUGCGGGAUUUGAAGCCCACUACAGGCGAGAUACAGCUAAGCAACAACUACAACACUGAGAUUAACGAAUUGACUGGCAGACCUAUUGAUUGCUGGGUAUUGGCAUCUGUUGUACCUGAAAUCGGACCCGACGGCACACUGAGGUCAGUGUUGGCAUGCAUCACCGACAUCUCACACAUGAGGUGGGCCCAAGGCCUUCAAGACCAGCGGCUACGUGAAGCCGAAGAAACAAAACGACAGCAGAACGCAUUUAUCGAUAUCACCUCACAUGAGAUGAGGAAUCCACUAAGCGCAGUGCUCAUCUGCGCAGAUGAUAUCCGCGACACGCUGACGGAGCAUCACUUCUCUAGAGACGACGCAGAAGUUGUCAAAAGCUGCAUCGAAGCUGCCAGUACCAUCGCGCUAUGCGUGCAGCAUCAGAAAUCGAUCGUCGAUGACAUCCUUACAAUCUCAAAGUUGAACUCGAAUCUGUUGGUGAUCUCGCCCAUGCCUACAGAACCCGUUCGAAUUAUUCAGGAAGCAAUGAGCAUGUUCAGAAAUGAGGCCAACGCGAAAGAGAUCGACAUGAGCCUGCACCUUGAUCCAUCCUUAGAGGAUCUGAAUAUUCAGUGGCUGAUGCUUGAUCCCGGGCGUCUGGUACAAAUGACCAUCAAUCUGAUCACGAAUGCCAUCAAAUUCACCAAGCAGUCACCGAAGAGGUCGAUAUCAGUGUUUUUGGGUGCCUCUCUGAGCCCUCCUGUAGCAACCAGAAAUGGUUUCCAGUAUGUGCCAACCAGAGAAGCACAUGUCGACGUCGCAAGUGGCAAGGAGUGGGGAAACCACGAGCUUGUUUAUUUGCGCGUCAAGGUGGCCGACACAGGUUGUGGCCUUACUGAAGAGGAAAAGCAGAGGCUCUUUGAACGAUUUGCGCAGGCCUCUCCACGCACACACGCACACUAUGGUGGCAGUGGCCUCGGGUUAUUCAUCUCUCGGCAGCUUGCGGAGCUACAUGGGGGCCAAAUAGGAGCAGCGUCAGAGGCCGGCCAGGGCAGUACUUUUGGCUUCUUCAUACAAUGCCGAAAGACCUUUGAUCCUGUGGUCAUCAAUGGCACAGUCAUGCCGGCAACACUUGACCCAAGCCAGCGAGUAGGAGAUAUCAAGGCGGAGAUAGCUGCUCACGAUACUCGACUUGAAUCUACGGCACAAGACGUGUUGAUGGCCGAGUCACAAUCAACUGUCGAUAUUAUCAAGUCAAGAGAGCUUCACGUGCUUGUGGUGGAGGACAACCUCGUCAACCAGAAGCUUCUCAGGAAAGGCCUGGAAAAAAUGGGCUGCACAGUGAAUACUGCAGACAACGGCGUUGUUGCCCUACGAUAUCUCGAAACGACUGAGCUGUACCAACCGGGGCUCACGAGAUUAUCCGUCAUUCUGAUGGACCUGGAGAUGCCAGAAAUGGAUGGCUUAACUUGUAUCGCUCGAAUCAGGGAGCUUGAAGCAAAAGGAGUGCUUCGGUGGCAUGUCCCAGCCAUAGCCGUGACAGCAAAUGUCAGAGCAGAGCAGGUCACAAUUGCCAGAAACAGUGGUAUGGACGAUAUCGUGUCAAAGCCAUUCCGCAUUGCUGAGCUGGUUGGAAGGAUCGAGGCUUUAGUGUCAGCCAAUCGCCACCCCGCCCGGUGA
Cyphellophora europaea CBS 101466 is the source of this 3660-nucleotide messenger RNA. RefSeq lists its product as uncharacterized. The record is from RefSeq and is a predicted model, not a curated record. Gene Ontology annotation, biological process: phosphorylation; phosphorelay signal transduction system. Lineage: Eukaryota; Fungi; Ascomycota; Eurotiomycetes; Chaetothyriales; Cyphellophoraceae. Gene Ontology annotation, molecular function: phosphorelay sensor kinase activity. Bases 1 to 3660 code for a protein of 1219 amino acids. The transcript has a single exon.